Paraphaeosphaeria sporulosa is the source of this 1002-nucleotide messenger RNA. RefSeq lists its product as uncharacterized. The transcript is spliced from 7 exons. NCBI's taxonomy places the organism in Eukaryota, Fungi, Ascomycota, Dothideomycetes, Pleosporales, Didymosphaeriaceae. Bases 1 to 1002 code for a protein of 333 amino acids. The record is from RefSeq and is a predicted model, not a curated record.
AUGGCCUCCUUGACAUCAGCACUUGCUUUGAUCGCGCCCGUUCAGGCCGGUCUUCGCUUCCCAUGCUCAACUCUCACUGUCCAGCGUCUGGACCCCGUCGUGCAGCCUGGAUCAAAUCCAUCUGCUCAUGUUCAUCACAUUGUUGGCGGCAAUGCAUUCAAUGCCAGUAUGACCGGCGAUGUUGGUGCGAGAGCAACAUGCACUACCUGCCAGAUGGCCGAAGAUUUCAGCAACUACUGGACCGCCCAGCUCUACUUCAAACACCCAACCAACGGCUCAUACAAGCGUGUACCCGUGGUCCCCGUCCAACCUCUGCUUGGUGGAUCCAACGGUGCCUCAGGAGGUCUCACGGUGUACUACACACAAUUUGACCUAAGCAAGGACAACCUCAAGCAGCAGAAGAUCACAGCUUUUCAACCGGGCUUCCGCAUGACCGUUGGAAUCCCAACCGAAACGAACAAACCACACGUGGGACUCCGCUAUCAAUGCCUCAGCGGGAACAACCGAGGUGCAGAGAUGCCUGACUUCCCGACGAAGCCAUGCAGUGGCGGAAUCUUCACUACGCACCACUUUCCAGCCUGCUGGGACGGCAAGAACCUCGACUCCCCAGACCACCAAUCCCACAUGUACAACACUAUCAGAUCCGACGGCUUCACCAACGCCCCAGCCUGCCCAUCCAGCCAUCCCAUUCGAGUACCCCAAGUAACUUAUGAGACCACGUGGGAUACCACGCAGUUCAACUCUCUCUGGAAGUCCGGCGACCCGAACCCCUUCGUCUGGAGUUUCGAAGGUACAAGCGGCUAUGGUACACACGCGGACUACAUGUUCGGCUGGAAGGGCGAUGCGCUCCAGCGUGCUAUGGACAAGAGCGAGUGCUUUUAUGAUGGUUGUGGGAGUAUCAAGAAGCAGGCUAUGACUGAGGCGAAUAAGUGUACUGUAAAGGAUCAGGUGGGUGAGAAGGUCGGAGAAACUGAGUGGUUGGAGAAACUGCCGGGGAUGUGA